Molecule: messenger RNA, 1944 nt
Organism: Recurvomyces mirabilis
Lineage: Eukaryota; Fungi; Ascomycota; Dothideomycetes; Mycosphaerellales; Teratosphaeriaceae
Gene: SSN3
Product: cyclin-dependent protein kinase
Exons: 2
Coding region: 1-1944 (647 amino acids)
Biological process (GO): protein phosphorylation
Cellular component (GO): nucleus; mediator complex
Molecular function (GO): cyclin-dependent protein serine/threonine kinase activity; ATP binding
Source: RefSeq, a predicted model, not a curated record
AUGGCUUACGAUUACGAUUCUGCUCCCACAGAAGCUCCAGACACGCCACCACUGGUCAAGAUGAACGUCAAUCCAUACCUCCCCCAACGUCACAUCAACGACCACUACGACAUCGUCGGCUUCAUCAGCAGUGGUACAUACGGCCGUGUUUACAAGGCCGUCUCCAAACGACCUGCCAACGGCCAAGCACCCAUUGUCAAACACCCAUCCGGCCGCACAGUCGAAGCCUUCGCCAUCAAGAAGUUCAAGCCUGACAAAGAAGGUGCCGAACUGCAAUACACUGGCAUCUCCCAAUCCGCCAUCCGUGAGAUGGCCCUAUGCACCGAACUCUCCCACCCAGCUCUAAUCCACCUCGUCGAAAUCAUCCUGGAAAGCAAAUGCAUCUUCAUGGUCUUCGAGUACGCCGAGCACGACCUCCUGCAAAUCAUCCACCAUCACCACAGUCUCUCCACUCGCGGACCCAUCCCUGCCAGUAUGCUCCGUAGCUGCAUGUACCAACUCCUCUCCGGCCUGCUCUACCUCCACCAAAACUGGGUUAUCCACCGCGAUCUCAAACCCGCCAACAUCAUGGUAACUUCUUCGGGAGCGAUCAAGAUUGGUGAUCUAGGCCUCGCUCGCCUCUUCUACAAACCCCUCCACCCUUUAUACAACGGAGACAAGGUCGUCGUAACGAUCUGGUACCGUGCCCCCGAACUCCUCCUCGGCUCACGCCACUACACCCCCGCCAUCGACUUAUGGGCCGUCGGUUGCAUCUUCGCCGAACUCUUAAGUCUACGCCCCAUCUUCAAAGGCGAAGAAGCGAAGCAGGAUUCCAAAAAAGCCGUUCCGUUCCAACGAAACCAGAUGGGUAAGAUCGGUGAAGUGCUAGGUUUACCCAAGAAGAACGAGUGGCCGCUUCUGCAAUCCAUGCCCGAGUACCCGAGUCUAAAUUCUGUGGUCGUGUAUAAUGCUUCUGUGAACCGGCCCGUAGGGUUGGAGAAGUGGUUUAGGAAUACGGUGCAGGGGAAUGGGUAUGCUAUGCCGAGUAAUCCUCCACCUGCGGAUGAGGCGCUGGAGUUCUUGAGGAAGUUGCUGGAGUAUGAUCCCCUGAAGCGUAUGACGGCGGAGCAGGCAUUGAAACAUCCUUAUUUCGUUUCUGGUGGGCAACAAGCUGGACAGAGUGGUAAUGGUAUCGGCGGCGUUGCUGGUGUGAAUGUGAAGCUGCCGAGCUGGAAUUGUUUCGAGGGGCUGGAGACGAAGUAUCCGGCUCGCAAAAUGGUCACGAAACCUGUCCGCCCGCCUCGCAGACCGGCUCGAGCAGAAUUUGAAGGGAAUACCACCCAUCGGGACCGCAUCGACAGCCACAUCCCACACCUGACCAACCCGUACGAGAACAUAUGCAUGAUCUGCUCCGCACCGCUCACACCUCCGCUCUACGACACAGCCCCCAGCAUUAAACAAGCAUGCAACGCCUGCAACACCAUCUAUGCCAUGGAUAUGUCCUGCGCCCUGGACCUCAAGCAACUCUGGUUCUGCCCGGCGCCUGCCUGCAGAGCGAAGAACAGGAAUGUUUUGGUACUGGAUGUGGAUUGUGGGCUUUGUGCGGAGGCUUUGCGGGAUCGUGAUGGGGUGGUUGAUGGGGUGGUGCUUGUGAGGUGUGGGGGUUGUGGGCCGAGGAGGGUGCAUCGGAGUUGUUGGGAGCUUGAUAUGGUGGCUCGAAAGGAAGAGUAUCAGACCGAGGCUUGGGAUCUGGGAUUGCCUGCUCGUGGUCCGGGCAGUGCAGAUGUGGCCUCGCCGGCGGCUUCGGCUAGGAGGCUCAAUGCUCCGGAGGGAAGAGUUGCGCAGACGGACGAGCCGGAACAGGAGGACGAUGCUAGGGAGCUGGAUGAGCAGGAUCCGCAGAGGAGUGGAGGUCAUGUUACUGUAAAGAUGGAUCCGGACUGGCUUUGCAACGGCUGCGAUUAG